Messenger RNA from Jaculus jaculus (lesser Egyptian jerboa), 999 nucleotides. It is a transcript of the gene Dtymk, whose product is annotated as deoxythymidylate kinase. Gene Ontology annotation, biological process: dTTP biosynthetic process; dUDP biosynthetic process; dTDP biosynthetic process. The coding region runs from base 24 to 662 and encodes 212 amino acids. The record is from RefSeq and is a predicted model, not a curated record. The transcript has 5 exons. Gene Ontology annotation, cellular component: nucleus; cytoplasm; cytosol. NCBI's taxonomy places the organism in Eukaryota, Metazoa, Chordata, Mammalia, Rodentia, Dipodidae. Gene Ontology annotation, molecular function: dTMP kinase activity; ATP binding.
CGCCCAGCUAAGUGGCGGACGGUAUGGCUGUGCGGCGUGGGGCGCUCAUCGUGCUGGAGGGCGUGGACCGCGCGGGGAAGACCACGCAGGGCCAUAAGCUGGUGGCCGCGCUGUGCGCCGCGGGCCACCGUGCCGAGCUGCUGCGCUUUCCUGAAAGAUCAACAGAAAUUGGCAAACUUCUGAAUUCCUACUUAGAAAAGAAGAGUGAACUGGAGGAUCAUUCCGUGCACCUGCUUUUUUCUGCAAACCGCUGGGAACAAGUGCCAUUAAUUAAGGAGAAGUUGAGCCAGGGUGUGACCCUUGUUGUGGACAGAUAUGCAUUUUCUGGUGUUGCCUUCACCAGCGCCAAGGAGAAUUUUUCCUUGGAUUGGUGUAAACAGCCAGAUGUGGGCCUUCCCAAACCUGACCUGAUCGUGUUCCUUCAGUUACAACUGGUGGAUGCUGCAGCCCGGGGAGAGUUUGGUUGUGAGCGCUAUGAGAAUGGCAUGUACCAGGAGCGGGCACUGCAGUGUUUCCACCAGCUCAUGAGAGACACAGCUUUGAACUGGAAGGUGGUUGAUGCUUCCAAAAGUAUUGAGGAUAUCCACACAGAAAUCCGUGCACUCUCUGAAGACAUCAUUCAUAGCGCUGCGCAGAGGCCACUGGGAGAGCUUUGGAAAUAAAUCAGGAAUCCCACUGCAAAUGCCACUCUGCAGUCCUUCAGGAGACUUGUAGAAGGGCUCACCUGCUCAUAAUUCUAUUCAGAUUAUACAAUUUCAGGAGCUCUUUCCUGGCAGCAGAGACCUCCUGGCCUUCACUUAUAUGGAACCUUGGCAGUGUGGACACUAAGUGCAGUGGUGCUGUCUUCCUCUGCUGUCCUUAAGUCAUUAAUAUGUUCCAGUUUUUUCUUAUGGAACUUUAAUAACGCUGAGCCAUUCCAUUAAGGUCAUUAGAAAUGGCAAUUAUUUGGGAUUCUCUUGAAUUUCUUGUAGGCAAUAAUAAAGUUUACCUAAAAAUGUA